Messenger RNA from Aspergillus japonicus CBS 114.51, 1428 nucleotides. RefSeq lists its product as uncharacterized. The transcript has 10 exons. The record is from RefSeq and is a predicted model, not a curated record. Bases 1 to 1428 code for a protein of 475 amino acids. Lineage: Eukaryota; Fungi; Ascomycota; Eurotiomycetes; Eurotiales; Aspergillaceae.
AUGUCAGAUUCUUCAAGAGUUCAUGACCCGUCCUCAGAAGUGCAAGGAUCAAUCGGGGAGAUUGAUAACAGCCAUGUCUUCAUCGUCGAGUUUGGCUCUCUGCAGGACCGCGACUUCUAUAAGAAUGUAAUCCCUCGUCAUGCUGAGUUUGCUUCGCGAAUCAUUCCGCUUGUGAACUUGACGACUAUGGCGGUGUUUGAGGAGAGUGACUUCGCCGAGGUGGACGCGAGUCUGUCGCCAUGGAUAAGCAGCUCUGGUGAUGAGACCAAAUGCACCUUAAAUCUGAGUGCUUCGCAUGAAUGGCUUGCGGGCGCGAACUGCCUUGACAUCAGCCUUCAGGAAACCGACGAAGACGGCAAUGUUAAGGUCCGACUCAAAGGACAGCAGAGCCGACGAGUGACGAUUCAAAACCCAGAUUUGUUCCUCGAACAAGUAAUCCUACCGUCCACAGAGGCAAAGCGAUGGCUCGCUACGCAAUUGACGGUCUCGCGCACUAUGCACCACCUCAGCCGCGCCAUACUUGGCACUGCUCGUCAACCCCAGAUAUGGUUGUUGACGGGGCUUCAGUACAUCAACAGAACUCGUAUAGAGGCCGGUGACCAGGAACUGCACAUGGGCACCGAGACAGGAAGAUCGACAGGUGACGACCCGGAGGAGAAGAUCUGGGCCGCUCAGUUCAUGGAAUUGAAAGUGAAAUAUCGUCCUCGCGAGCCGACUACUGCCAAAGUUCCGGAAGAGAUUCAACUGCAUCAGUUCAGCCCGCUGGGGGGAAUGGGGUUUCAAGGUCAUGAACAUGUCCCGAGCCAGGAGAUUGCAAAAAUCGAAGGUCUCGUGGAAAACCGGCGUGGGGCCAACACGAACUAUGCAAUCAUGAUGGACACCCCAGAAUUUACUGGUGACCAGGAACCGUGGCUGAAUGUCUGGUACACCAUGUUCAUCCCCUUCCAUGGAAGUUUCGAAGUUAACACUGGCGACGACUUCUAUGCCUGGGUGGGAACUGUGCCUACUUCGCCCGCGCCAGGCGUAGUAGUUUUCAGUGGCAUGAGCCUGCUCGGCCGACUGGGCUCUGAAGGCGUACCCGGGAGCACUUUUGAGAUGCAGAAUAUCGAAUCAUUCCCAACCAUCCAAGAGAUCGACCCAUCUGCGACGAAGGGUUCGUACGAGUUCAAAACAGGCAAAGACUUUAGUAUGCCCAACAACACUUAUCUUGUUGGUCUUGCGAAGGUCAAUCACAGAGGACAAGUUUCUCCAGUCGGAUCGGUUGCUCCGAAGAAUGAUCAGAGGAUUCAAGCCACUCCUAAGAUGAGAUUCUUCGUUGCGGAGAGCCAGCCGGUGCCUGCGGUGGCGAGGGCGGGCAAGUUCUAUGCUACUGUGACCCAGGGCAAUGAUGGCGGAUUCACUGUGAAGUACUACGACUCUUUCGACUAG